Molecule: messenger RNA, 4293 nt
Organism: Necator americanus (New World hookworm)
Lineage: Eukaryota; Metazoa; Nematoda; Chromadorea; Rhabditida; Ancylostomatidae
Exons: 34
Coding region: 1-4293 (1430 amino acids)
Biological process (GO): regulation of membrane potential; signal transduction; nervous system process
Cellular component (GO): synapse; neuron projection; cortical actin cytoskeleton
Molecular function (GO): excitatory extracellular ligand-gated monoatomic ion channel activity; transmitter-gated monoatomic ion channel activity involved in regulation of postsynaptic membrane potential; transmembrane signaling receptor activity
Source: RefSeq, a predicted model, not a curated record
AUGAAUACGCAGGUUGAUACUAAUGACGCAAGUGGAGAAGAUGGCUGUCGCAGGGUUGUGGAUGUAUCUGAUAGACCCGCCCACGUCUACCUCGAUGACUUCAUGAAACGAUCAUUUAACCAUGCUUGCGAUGAUAUGGAGAAAUGGAUCAAGGAAAAGCUAAAGAUUGCGUUGGAUGGUUCGUACCUCCGUCUGAAUAGUAUCCGUGCAAGACUUGAGACACAAAAAAGCUUAAGAACGGAGCUUAAAACUCAGUCAAAUAAUCUCAAACAUUUGAACGUUGCUGGGGACUUUCUUAUCGCAAACGGAAAUUCGGAAGCGCUUGAUGUACGUCGUCGUUUGCAAACUAUAAAUAAUAUGUGGAACAGAGUCGUCGUUGCUCUCAAGAAGAACGGUGGAAGACUUGCCGGAGCUAGAGAUGAGGCGCAGUACUACCGUAACAUUGAAGAAUUGGAAUUCUGGGUGGAAGAAAUUGAACACUGGUUAGGAUCUGAAGAUAUCGGGAAAGAUCUUGAGUCCUCUCAGGACCUGCAAAGGAAUUUGGCACAGAUUGAAAACGACUACCUAAUUCUUUGCGAAUUGGUCGAUGGUGUUAAAGAUUCAGUGAACACUUUCCCUCCAAAUAAUGUAUAUCUAGCGACUCGUAUCAUGAUUCUUAAGCAGGAUGCUCUGCGGAUGAAAGUUAUGAGUCUUCGAAGGCAAAUUUGUCAACGAAAUCGAUUGCUUCACCUUGCUGUUGAAGGCCGCAUUCUGAUAAAAAAUAUUAAGGAUGAACUAGUGUGGAUAAUUGGGAAGCAACAGGUGUCAAAUGUUCUCGAUUGUAGUGAGGUUCAUGGAGGACUCGAUCUCGCUGAGAUACAGAAUCUCUUUCGGGAACAGAAGGUUUCUAUCGCAGAGAUAGUCAGCCAUGAGGAACGCAUUCGCACAUUGUGGAAAACGGCAAAAAAUACUGUAAACGUGAAUCCGUUAUUUGGUGACGAAAUUGGCUUGAACUUGACGCAUCUCCGCGAAAAUUGGGUGUAUUUGAGAGUGAAUGCAGAGAAACGCCUUCUGAAUCUUGAGUUUUUCUUACGUGCUCGAAAGUACACUGACGGUGUGAACGAAGCUGAGGAGUGGUUGGCGGAAAUGGAGCCAGCUGUUGGUUUGGUUGAUUAUGGGGAAGAUGAGGAAACAACUGAGGCAUUGAGAAAAAAGUUCCGAACUAUUAUGUCCAGUCUCAACGCCUUCAAAGUAGAAAUCGAUUACCUGAGGAGAGAAGCGGAAGACUGCAAGGAUCAGAAACAAGAUGUGGGACAGCUGUGUCAAGAUGUUAGCCUUGUUCUCUACGAUAAUGCAGAUUAUGUUCACGGAGAAAUACAAAUGAUGAGAGGGGAUGUCGUUAUGCUUCUUGAAGCCAAAAACAGGACUUCAAUGAAGGUUGUGAUUGAUAACUAUCACUCAUUUGUGCCACGUGAUUGCGUAAGGCGCAUUCAGCCUGCACCAGCGAUUGUACGUGAGCAGCGGAUCAAACAUAUCUACGGAAGGCAGAAACGUCUCGAGAAUUUGUACAGAAGAGUCGUGGUACUUGGAGAACUUCGUUUGAGGAAAUUGGAAGAGGCAUGCAAACGUUUUAAAGUUCUCAGAGACGCGAACGCUCUGGCUGAAUCGAUCCAGAAAACUGUCGUUGCGGAGAGAAAAAUCGGUACUAAUUUGAAGAAUUUGGAGGCGCUAUCGAGAAAUCUUGGCGUUUUCGAGGGUAAUCUUAAUGCCAACGAGAUUCGUAUGAAGGAGAUGAACAAAAUUGCUGCUGCGCUUUCGUCUGUCGGAAAAACUAAAGCAGCUAAGCACAUUCGCGAACAUAUUAAGGAUCUAAACGUUAGAUGGCAGUCUCUCGAAAAACUGUCAGAGCAACGAGAGAGUUUCCACUGUUCUGAAGUUCAACGCCUCCGACGUAAGAUGGAAUCAGUCGAAAAUGAACUUCAUCGAAAGGAAGAGCAUCUCAGUUUGGAAGAUCUGGGCUAUGACCUUAAAUCGGUACAGACAUUGCUUCGCAAACACGAUAGCCUCGAGAUGUUCUUGGCCGGUCUCGGUGAAAAAGUAAAGAGUUUCGAAGAAGAGGCAAACCGACUCUCUCUCAGCCACCCGGAGGAGGCUGGCUACAUCACUGAAUUGAAUAGGAAAUUCAAUGAGCAGUUGGAGAAGAUCACUACCAAGGCGAGCUGUCGCAAAGCUAAACUCAUUAGCUCAUAUGAGUAUCAGCAGUUUAUGGCCGAGUAUCAUGAUCUUAUGCAAUAUAUUUCUACAAUGAUGAACGUCGUAAGUAGUCAAGAGUUGGCAAAUGAUGUUGUUGGAGCCGAAAAACUUCUUGAUAGACAUCGGGAGAGCCGUACAAAGAUGUUCUCUCACAUUAGUAUUGUCCAUACUUUGGAGCAGUUCGGAAAACGUCUUGUAACAAACAACCACUAUGCUAGUGAACAUAUUUCAAUCUACUUGAACAAUGUGGAUGCUGCUUGGAAACUCCUUGAUGAGAUAUGGGUGGCUCGCAACCGCAAACUCGAACAGAGACUGGAUUUUAUCCUCUUCGAAGCUAAUUUUGUCACUGCUGAUUCAUGGCUAACAGCUCACCAAGCCUCCAUUGCUGACGUGAACGUCAAUGUUGCUGUUGAAAAUAUGAUAUCCUUAGUCAGUAAGUACGAAGAGCUUAGUAAUGCGAUCCAUAAUCAACAGGAAAAAAUAAACGGAUUGAUGCUAUUUGCACACCAGCUUAUUGAUGGUGGUCAUUAUGACAAAGACGAGGUUGUCCGCAGGCGUGACUCGAUUAAGGAGAGAUGGGAACAUCUGCAAGCCUCCUUCCAGAAGAAGCAAAACGAGCUUGAAGAAAAUCUGAUGUUGCUGCAAUUCGACCGCUCGUCCGAAGAGAUGAACAAACUAUUUGUGGGAACUUUUCGAUCACUGAUGCUAUGGUCGGCUUUAUGCAUUGUGCUUCCACUAAUAAUCGCCAUCCGGCCUGAUCAAAUCAAGGGACCGCAGAUUCUCAAUCCACCAACUGCGUUAUUUCAGGCUCGGGCAACAUCGUCAGAUGAGCUGGAUCCGUGUCAAUAUAUGCUGCAAAAUUUAACCAGUGUGGAGAAUCUUCGAGCACACGAAUUCGCAUCACUAGAACAAUGUCUCUACUAUUAUUUGGCCGGAGAAUCUGCAAAGCGAAUGAAAAAGCUCAGCAUUCCUCAUCCGAUUGCAUCCGUACCUCCAAACUACUUAAGCCGACAACCUGUUAACAUCAAAUUCAACCAAAUAACGCUGCAGCAUUUUGAAUUGAACGAGUUCCUCAAGGACAUUGCUAUCCAUGGUUACAUGGAACUUUCAUGGAUGGAUGAUCGACUGCAGUGGAGCCGUGAUACGUGGAAAAUGGAAAAGCUUCAAGUUCAAAGUCUAAACCAUGUCUGGAUACCGUUAUUUAUUGCACAGAACUACGACACACAUUUGAAGAAUGGAGAUGCGUUUGAGAUGAGGCGAGUGGAAGCUACGUACUCUGGAAACGUCUCUGCUGUAUUGGCCUUCUCUUUACGAUCCUUCUGCGAUGAUUCCGACUUUGAGAACUAUCCGGAUGAUGUCUACAAAUGUUGCUUCACUCUUGAACCGCAAACUAAUCCUGAUAUCAUAGAAUUCGAUGCCUCUGGUCUUCCAAUAUUCACUGACCCAAAAUACUUCCGUGACUACGGUUGGAAAGUGUCUGGAACUGUUCCACAGACUUUAGAAGAUCCUGCACAAGUUGCACAGCUUGGAUUCUGUUUGAAUCUACAACGUGCAUCGUCAUCAGUUCGAAUUGAACUAACUGUCCCGCUGAUGGUCUGUGCUCUUUUGUUUCUGCUCACACCAUUCCUGGGUUCAAUAAAAAUACAGAUUUGUGCCAAAUUUUUCAUUUUGGCUCUACAAUUCCUAACGUUCAUACUCUUCUCGAACAGAAUUUCUCCACAUCUUGGAAGCGCUGCUGCCACACCGAAGCUAUUAAGAUUUCUGGAAUUCUCUGUCACUUUGAAUGGAUUUUCACUGGCUGCAUCGAUUUUCCUAUGGGCUUGCACAAGAAUUCGACGUGAACUUCCACCGUGGGGUCAACUAAUUCAGCUGUCAUCAUUUGUCAAUCGAUUCUUAUGUGUAUUGCAAACUCAUGCUACGGACGAUGAGGAGGAUAAUGAAAAAGCAUCUGCUGGUGGUAAUUACCAAAAGGACUGGACUGCUGCUUUUGUCGCCGUCCACGCUCUUGCAAUGAGCGUUUUUGCAAUAAUCUUCAUUUUCGGCUAUCUCUUUUUAUUCUAA